UGGGCAAAUACAGAUGUCAACAGAACAUUGCUCAGAAAAUUUGAAUGAUAUCCAAUUGGAAAACAGUCAAAUGUUAAAUAGAUAGUCCCAAGAAAAAAGGCUUAGUCAACAGCAAUUUUAAGGAGCGAACGUUCUCCCUACAAUCAUCCAGCGCGAUGGAGUAAUAGCCGUUGGAUUUGUGUGCGCGGCCGUGCGCUCGCUUGACACCAGGUGCCGCGCCGUAGUGGAUAAGUGGAGUCCGUUUUGGUUUUGGACUAAACUGGAAUUUUAACAAGUUUUGACGGGUCUUAAGGGUUCCCCGUCCUCGACCGGCGAUUCCCGCCGACGCCUACACCUCCCGCCGAGUCGCCUCUGUACCUGAAGUAACACCGCCACCAUCACCAACCUUUCCCCGGAUUCCACCAAUCCCGUGUUCGGCGGGCAACCUGAUUCCCCGCCAAAUUUGUUGCCCUAGAGCCUGUUGCGUCCGACCUCGGUAUCAAGAUCCAUGGCGCUCCCCGCUCUUUCCUUCCAGCCCUCCACCCUGAUGGGCUCAAAAGCCGCCGACUCCGCCUCCGGAUUUCCCGACUGGGUCUUCCUCUGCGAGGAGCCGCGUUUCUUGGAACGCCGGAACGAGACCACCGCCAAGUGCCGGACCAGCGAGGGCCAAGCCGUGGAGGUGUCCUUCUGGCUCGUCGACCCGCCGGGCGUCUCCUACUUCACCUUCAACUGCCCCGGUCUCGACCCCUCCGUCUUCCACGAGAAGGAGCCGCCCUCCCUCGUCUGCGCCGCGGCCGCCUUCGUCGUCUUCUGCCUCUCAUUCAGGGGCUCCAUCGACCACUUCGUCUACAGAGCCGCCCCCGCAGGGAAGCAGUCGCUGCAGCUGCUCCCGGACCGGGACCCCAGCUCCACGGUCUUCAGGAGAACGGGGUUCGGCCUCUUGCCCUGCGCCGACGGCCAGCACUACGCCGUCGCCUACAUCGACCGCCAGUGUCUUGGCAAAGAUUCUGAUUGGUGGUUUCAUGCGCACGUCUUCUCGUCUGAAACUCGGGCGUGGAGCAGCCACAGGGUGUCGUUGCGGCACUUAACCAAGUCUGAGAGGCUCAUGUGUUGUCGACAUGGCAUGUCACAGCAGAUCUCUGUUGCAGGCUCACUGGGCUGGGUUGAGCUCAUGCGUGGCAUUGUCCUUCUUUGCAACCUGUUGGACGGGAAUCCUGUCAUCAAAUUUAUCCCGUUCCCCGAAUCAAGGGUUAGCUUUCUCGACGAGGAUGGCCACCCUGAGCUCGCCCCUCAGUAUUAUUGCAAUGUUGCCUGCUCCGGCGAUCUCAUCAAAUUCAUCGAGGUAGAAUUUGAUGACCCUGUUGUCAGGACCAGCGGUAUAGGUUGGAGAGCCACUGUGUGGGAGAGGAAGAUCUCCUGGGACAAGUGGGAGAUCCGCUCCACGGUCGAUGUUGCUAACAUCUCAGUUGACCAAAGUUUUUCUGCUGUAUUGCCUGGGCUGUGGUGUGAUGAGACCCAAAAACUGGACUUGAAGAAACUUAUUUUCUAUACCCCGCUGCCGAGCAGGCGUGAUGACGAUCUUUUUUACAUGGUGGCUAAGGUGAAUGCUGACGACGAGACUGCCUGGGCCAUCGCAGUUGACAUGGAAAGGGCAGGUGUGGAAGCAAUGGUCCAGUUCUCUCUUGGACGGUACACGUACCACAUUGCAAUGUACUCUUCAUGCGACUUCCCCAAGUACCUCAACAUGACCCCAGGGGCAGGCAUGGAUAAUCCAGCGGACAAGUGCUCUAAGCGGAUGUCUGUUGCCAGGUUGAGUGCAAAGCAGUGUGUGGUGCAAGUGCUGCGGACUCUAGACUGGCUUCAAGAACUUGAUCAAUGCUUGGAAAUUGAGAGGUCAACUGACAACACAUACAGAUUAUUACUUCAGUUUUCUCCAGUAUCAUCUCUGCGUUCCAGUAUCAGACCAAUGGUAAAAUAUGCUAAUGAUCAAGGUGAAGCUGCAUCGAAGGCUGUGGAUUUUUGCCGAAGAGCUUUGGAAGAUUUCGACUUGGCUCUACACGGAUCACCGAGUGAUCCUUCAGCAUCCGUUGAAGCCAUGCGUAGCAAAAUCAGUGAUGUCAUUCAAGCUUUGGACAACAUCAUGCAAAUUGUGCCAUCAACACUGAUACCGAAAGAAAAGAUGCUUGGAGAUGCCAGCGACCAAAAAAGAUCAAAGGCAACAUCUGAAACUCGUGAGAAGCCAUUCGAGGCAAAGAAUACAGUUUAUGGGUGUGGCUGCUACUGAGAUUGAUGUCCUUUCAUUGGGACUGGUAUCAAGUUCACAGGAGAUGGAUGAGAGCUACCCGUGAACAACGACGGGCCGUGGUCGAUACAAAGGAUAAACGUGGCAAGUGGCAGCAACGGAAAUUCAAGCCCAGUAAUUCUGGCAGCAACGGACCUGAUAUCGAUGCCUGUGGUUGUGUCAUCUUCCCACCGUGAUGUAAAGGAGUCGGUAUCUUACUGAUAUGGAAUGUCUGUAGAAACAUAUAAGCUUAUGGUAGAUUGAGUGUUGAGUUAUGGUUUCGGCCGUGGUUAUGGGCAUGAUGCUAGCUUAUGUGAAGGUGCUGGUUGCUGCUACCUAGUAGACACCUAACUGUAGUAGUACUACAUAUGUUGUUGCUACUACUUGCUAGUACCUUCUUCCUG
This is a messenger RNA of Triticum urartu, 2664 nucleotides long. NCBI's taxonomy places the organism in Eukaryota, Viridiplantae, Streptophyta, Magnoliopsida, Poales, Poaceae. The record is from RefSeq and is a predicted model, not a curated record.